GAUAAAUGCUUUUAGCACAUUCUGAGAGAGACAGACAUUUGAUUGACUGCUACUGUGAUCAGUUAAGGAUUGCUAUCUGCAUGACUAUGUCUCCUCCACGGACAUUUGGAUUCCCUUUCUAUAGGAACAGAGCACUGGGAGCUAGCUGGGGAGUGUUUUGUCGAGCUCUGCCGGCGAGAUGCGAAGCAGAGCAAAGGGAGGUAGAGAGGGAAUAAAAAACCUUGCAUACACUUCAGCUGUGGUACUGUGGGAUUUUCUCUCCUUUUAUAUAAGCAGGCAGAUUAGAUCGUCAGGCAUUCCCAUGCAGAAAUCUGAGAAAAAUUGAACAAUUUCACUCUUCAUUUGGUCUGCCUGUUAUUGACUCACUCAGGCACAUAUCCUUCUCACCCCCCUCCCCUGUCUGUGCCCCCAGCUUCGCUCAAUUCAUGCUUCUGUAGUUUCUAUUUACCUCUGCUAAGCGACCUUCUUUCUGGUAAGAUUUCUCUCUCCUCUCUUUCCCUCUCUUUCGCACUGCCUCCCUCCCACUGCUUGUUAUCUCCCUCCCCUAGCUUUUUCAAAGCCAGCAAUCUGAUAUUCUAUACAGGUUGCUUGCUACAUGAUCUUGGAAAACAGAGUUCAACACUGCUCUUUCGCUGCUCGAUGGUGGAGUUCUCUCCUGUUUCUAUUUCAAGAACAGCUGGAUGCUCCUGCACAGGGAUUGAUCAGCCCUUUCCCCUCUCGUUCUCCCCUUCCCCUUCCCCUUCCUGAUCUCCCACCCUCUGCCCCUCUCUACUUCCCAACACCCGUUUGCUUUCUUCCUCACCCAAAGCCUCCCUCUCCAUUCCCUCUCUAUUCCUUCCCCCUUGACCAUGUUGCCAUGUGUCUGCUGGCUCCAGCCUCUCCUCGUCUUUCUGUCUUCUGUCUGGCGGGCUCAGGGGGAACACUGCCCAGCUAGCUGCCUGUGCCCAGAUGCACACACUGUGGACUGCAGUGGUCGCGGACUCACCCGUCUUCCUGAUGAGAUCCCCUUGGACGUCCGCAGGCUUCUUCUGUCUGAUAACUGGAUCCCACGCAUACCCUCUGACUUCCUAGUUCUCUACAGUGAUUUGGUCUACCUGGAUCUACGGAACAACUCUUUGUCCCAUAUUGAGCCGGGCACCCUAAGCACCUCUUCCAGGCUGGUGUUUCUGGAUUUGGGCAGCAACAACCUGACUGAGAUCCCAUCUGGGACAUUUGGGCAGUCCCGUAGCCUGAUCAAACUUCGCCUGAGCAACAACCCCUUUCUGAGCAUGGUCAACGAGGAUGCAUUCAUGGGCCUGACCUCCUUGCGUGAACUAGAGCUGGAGCGUAAUGCCCUGUCUGGCCUUCAGGUGGGAGCGCUGAGCCAGCUGCCAUCCUUACGUGUGGUGAGACUGGAGGGCAACCCUUGGGUGUGCAACUGCAACUUUGCCAACCUGUUUGCAUGGCUAGAAGAAAACAGUCACAAGCUACCGAAUGGAGUGGAGGGCAUACAAUGUACACUACCCAUGGAUGGCAGACAGGUGUCCCUGAGCCAGCUCUCAAAGGACAGCUUCCGGGAGUGCCAGAUCACGCUUACCUUAACAGACUUACUCAUCAUCAUCUUUUCUGGCAUCUCUGUGUCUGUAGUGGCCAUCAUGACUAGCUUCUUCCUUGCUUCUAUUGUCCACUGUUUCCAGCGUACAAGCAAAACUACUAAGGGAGAUAUGGAGGAGAGUGAGGAGUGAAACAGACUGUGUCCGAGAACAUCCAUGAAUUGACAAGUCAUCUAGCCCAAACCUGAGACCAGGCUGCUACCCAACAUGCCACCUUACGCUAGUGAAGAACCGGAACAGCGAUUGUGUUUAAUUGGCCCGUUUUGCAUUGGAUUGUAGGUUUUUACAAAAGCUCUGAAACUUGAGGAGAUGUUCCAGAUGGGGAAAAGUUUCCAACAAGUGUCAUACUGCACUAACAUAUUUGAAAAGUUUUUUUAUUGCAUAUUUUACAGCUCUGUUAUACAGAACCUUUUACAGGUGGGUAAUGAUUUGCUGAAAUGUAGAAAAAAUAUCUAACAACCUUUAGAUAGAGUUGCAUACUUUGUAGUAAGGUAUUUGGCGCCCAGCCCCAAACAUUAUUGGAUUGACAUUAUUACAUCAUAAAAAUGGUUAUACAGUCAUCAAACAAAUUUAUUGUAAACUAUAUAUGUAGCUAUGUAUUAGUAGGCUCUUAGAUCCCAAAAGUAUCCUACAGAGCAAUGGCUAAAUGGAAGUGUUUGUAGUGUACUGUAUGUUGUCUUAAGCCAGGGCCUUAGCACUUAGAUUAUGGCAUCAAUUCCAUGCCAUAUUGAUAUAUUUCUUUUUUUUUAUUGAAUAAUUUAGAGUGGAUAUUAAGACUAAAACAUUAAGACUAAAAUGAUAUAAAUGAAAAUGUAUAUAAUUGUAAACAAAUAGAAUGAUAUCUAAAACAAAACAAAAAACUUGGAUCUAGCCUAAUGGUCAAGACCAUUCUAAUCCCUGAGCUGACAAGGUGGAAGAGAAAAUGGUUGUUCUUGUCCCUGAGAAAGACAGUUAACCCUAAUUGUUCCCAGGUUCUUCCUGUAAAUUAAAAUAUGUUCUUAGCUUAUCUAAAAAAUUAAACAAGCACAAAACAUUCAUUUAUAAGCAAAUAUAUUGUUUUCAGGUAAACUUUUAAAAAGAGCCCUGAAUUGUGCAGCUGUAAAGCCACUACUUGUCAGUCAGUUGUGUAAUUGUGAGACCAGGAUUUGAAACGGCAUAAUGAAUUAGACCAGUAGCCUCUCUGAGCACGAUGACAUUUGUAAGCUAUAUUCAGUAAAAAGCACUGUUGACUUCCUUCUUUCUGGCAUGUAUGCUGCACAACAUUGGAUGUACUUUGGAAGACGCAAAACUCGACAUCAACUGUCCCAAGUCCACUGGGAGUUAUUGCUAUGAAGCAGGUCCUUCAUUAUAAAUUGAAUAUCACCAAAACAAAAAAAAGUUUCCAACACCUAAUCCUAUUUUUACCUCUUAUUUAUGCUCUUCUGCAGUUACUACCUUUGGUUACAGUAACCUGAUCUUUGACAAUUUCUUUGCCUAUUUUUUUUAGCACAUUUAAUAAAUGAAGGGAAGUGUUUAGAUGUAGGAAUAGAUAAUAUGUCUUCAUUAGUCCACCUGUUUUUGAGUGAGUGAUCAUCUUCAAAAUCAAUGAACAGGUUGAUAUUUGGUCCAAAAGUUCACCAGAAAAUACACUGCUCCAAAAAUUUAAGGGAACACUACAAUCACACAUCAGGUCUCAAGGA
Molecule: messenger RNA, 3271 nt
Organism: Esox lucius (northern pike)
Lineage: Eukaryota; Metazoa; Chordata; Actinopteri; Esociformes; Esocidae
Gene: lrrc38b
Product: leucine rich repeat containing 38b
Exons: 2
Coding region: 849-1724 (291 amino acids)
Cellular component (GO): voltage-gated potassium channel complex
Molecular function (GO): transmembrane transporter binding; potassium channel activator activity; voltage-gated potassium channel activity
Source: RefSeq, a predicted model, not a curated record